Messenger RNA from Python bivittatus (Burmese python), 1227 nucleotides. The record is from RefSeq and is a predicted model, not a curated record. NCBI's taxonomy places the organism in Eukaryota, Metazoa, Chordata, Lepidosauria, Squamata, Pythonidae.
AUGGAGAUUUUUCAGAGUUCACAGGACAGGGAGUCUAAUAACUAUGUACAUAUGCCUGUGCGUGCGCAGAUCUGCAAAAUGGAUGUGAUUGCGUGGCUUCAGUUGAAGGAAGAGUGGUUUUCUAAAACAGUCUUACACUGUAGUAGCUGCUGUUCCCUUUCUCUUGUAGCCUGCCUACUUCAAGCGGAGCUGGUGAAUUAUGAGCGGGUCAAAGAAUAUUGCCUGAAAGUACUGAAGAAAGAAGGAGAAAACUUCAAGGCACUCUACCGGUCAGGAGUAGCAUUCUAUCACCUUGGAGACUACAACAAGGCCCUUUACUAUUUGAAAGAAGCAAGGUCUCGACAGCCAACAGAUACCAAUGUUGUACGGUACAUCCAGCUGACAGAGAUGAAGCUUAGCAGAUGUUCCCAGAGGGAAAAAGAAACAUUGUAAGAAGAAACCCAGUUCUGUGGGCCUGAAUGGACAUGUCCUCCCAUAAAUGAUCACCGGGUGAAUUGUCCUUCCCAUUGGCUUCACAUUAGUUUGACAGGUUUUCUCUCCUCCCCAGCUGUUACUUUUGAUCUAAGGAGAGACCCUGGAUCUAGCUUUGGCUAUUUGCUGGCAUAGUGAUAACAUUCUAGUCCUUCUAGCACAAUUGCUCUGGGAAUUUGGAUGAAGAGAGCAAUAGAGAAGGAUUCACUUUGCCUCGUACUUAUAUUCUGCUCCUUUGGUCACAUCAGCCUUCCAGAGAUCCUUCCUCCUUUUCUCUUCAGAUGUGAAGACAACAGCUAAUGAAGAAAGAAAUACUAAUGAGACUCCCUUGUAGUACAUUUUACCUAAACCCAAACCAGAAUGUUCAACAAAGUUUAGAGUUUGGGCAUGGGAUAGAAUCUAAAUGAGAAUGUGAAAAGAUGCUGUACUAUUUGGGGAUGAAAACUGGAACAAUUACUUAAUAUCAAAUAUAUGUUGUUUCACAGGCAACAAUCACAAUAUUAUUUCUUAGAAGGCAUGGCUGGGCCCUAAUACAUAAAGGGGAAGCAUGAUUUUAUAAUUAGUUUCAGAUUAUAGAAAUUGAAGCACUGAAUUAUGGGCUUGCCACCAUCUUGAUAUACACCUUAACUUUUCUGUGCCUCCGUUUUUCCAUCUGUAUAGUGGGGACAAAAAUGUCUCCCUACCUCACAGGGGGUGUUGUGAGGAUUUGUUAACUAAUAUUUGUACAGUGCUAAAUAAUAUUACCGGUACACUGGA